CCACCCACGUGUGCUACAAAUAAAGCUACCUAGCUAGGGAGCUUUUGCAUUUUCUAAGAGUAUGGGUCGCUCUAGGCGGACGAAAAGCGGCCCACCGACCGUCCGAGGUCCAGGGAGGAAGUCGAGGAAGCAACGGGAGCCAGUCCUACCUCGCGGCUUGCAGCAGGUAUCACGUGAACACGGUCUCGGAGUGAGGAAGUUAGUGGGCGGACGGAUACGACAGAGAGCGAGGCAGAGAGCGAUGAAACAGGCCUUGAAGAGAGCGUGGGAAGAGAGGGCCGCUGAACGGAGAAAGGCCAAGGAAAGAGAGAGAACUGUGCAGAAACAGCAAGAGGAGGAGGAGGAGGAGGAGGAAGAGGGGGAAGGUUCGGGAAGCGACGUGGUGUCAUCGCCUCCUACAACUCCAACUGGCUUCUCUGACCAGAACAAGAAGUGGCUCAAACCGGCUGGGAAGAAGACAAAGAACAAAGAGAAGAGGAAGGCUGGACACAGCCUCUCCCAGAAAACCGAUCUCCCAAACGGAAGUGGUGGAGACAGCGACCAUGAAUCUGAGAGAGAGGAAAAUGGAAGUUUACCUGAAGACCAGAGCGAGGGAGGGAGCGAGGAAGAGGAACAACUGUACGAUACUAGUGAAGACGAGAAUUUCAGAGAAUUAAUGAUGAGCAGCAGUGAUUGCAGCAAGGAGGAAGAAGAGGGGGAGGAGGAGGAAGAGGAGGAGGAUGAACUGGAAAUUGAGAAGAAAUCAAGAAAGUUGGAUCGUCGAAGAGCCAGAGACAGGCAGCUGGAGAAGGAAGAGAUGGUUUCCGGGGAAACGGAGAUCUACCACCUCCCUACAAUGGAGGAGAUGGAAUCCGAGGAAUGCCUGGAUUUGGCCGACAUACAGCAUCGCAUACGAGAAAUUGUCCACGUCCUGUGCAACUUUUCAAAGUUGCGUGAGCCGGCCCGACGACGUCCAGAGUAUCUCGCCGUGCUGGCUCGCGACCUUUCGACCUAUUACGGCUACAACGACUUCCUGGUGUCAAAGAUGAUGCAGCUGUUCCCAGUCUCGGAGCUGGUGGAGGUGAUGGAGGCGUGCGAGACUCCACGGCCGGUCACGAUCCGCACCAACUCCCUCAAGACCCGGAGGAGAGACCUCGCCCAGGCGCUCAUCGCUCGCGGGGUGAACCUUGACCCCGUCGGAAAGUGGUCAAAGGUGGGUUUGGUCGUGUACGACAGCCCAGUUCCAAUUGGAGCCACCCCCGAAUACCUAGCGGGUCACUACAUGCUGCAAGGUGCCUCGUCCUUGUUGCCUGUAAUGGCGCUUGCACCCCACGAGAACGAGAAGGUUCUGGAUCUCUGUGCCGCACCCGGAGGAAAGGCUAGCUAUAUCGGAGCCCUGAUGAAGAAUACGGGUAUGCUUAUGGCAAAUGACGCAAACAAAGAUCGCUGCAAGGCAGUGGUUGGAAACUUGCACCGACUCGGUAUCCACAAUUCAAUCGUCUGUACCUACGACGGUCGGAAAUUCCCAAAAAUCAUGCGCGGAUUUGACCGAGUUCUGUGUGACGCACCCUGCAGUGGUACGGGAGUCAUUUCGAAAGACUCGUCAGUCAAAACGAGCAAGGGUGAGGAGGACGUUGAGAGGUGCUCUCGGCUCCAAAAAGAGCUCAUUCUCGCCGCAAUCGAUUGCCUCGAUGCCAAAUCCUCUUCUGGAGGCUACGUGGUGUACUCAACCUGCUCGAUAUUGGUGGAGGAAGACGAGAGUGUGGUGAAUUAUGCUCUCGGUAAACGACACGUGAAAGUGGUACCAACUGGGCUCGAUUUCGGGGUGAACGGAUUUACAAAGUACCGCGAGAAGAGGUUUCAUCCGUCUUUGGUUCACACGCGACGGUACUAUCCACACACCCACAAUAUGGACGGGUUCUUUGUUGCCAAACUGAAGAAACUUUCCAACGGAAUCCCUAAUGCUGUCAAGGUUGAGCAAAGUAAGGCAGAGGAGAGGGCAGCAGUAGUCAAGAUAUGGAGAGUGAAGAUGGGGAGGAAGAAGAGGAGGGAGUGGAGGAGGAGGAAGAGGAGGGAGGAGGAGGAGGAAGAGGAGGGAGAGGAGGAGGAG
Molecule: messenger RNA, 2089 nt
Organism: Geodia barretti
Lineage: Eukaryota; Metazoa; Porifera; Demospongiae; Tetractinellida; Geodiidae
Source: the annotation of a GenBank genome assembly